CAUACCAUAAAUAACGGUAACAUAACCAAUAAAAAUAAUAAAAAAAUUUUACAAGUUAGCGCAACUGAAACUACGUCAAGUACUACAGAUAUAAAAACUAAAACCAAAACAUCAUUAACAAACGCAGUAACAACUACAAACGCUAAAACAACAAUAACAACAACAGCAGCAGCAACAAAAAGCAUAGUAAGAAUAACUUUAGCACCCACAAACGUAAAUACAAUUGACUGCUGGAUGCCAUCAUUAGCAGAAAAAUUGCAAUUGCGUAAGCAGCAGCUAACAACAGCAACAGAAGCUGUUGUCGUAACAGCAGAGGCCACAGAAGCUGCACUAAAAGUACUGGAAGCAGUGUUAAUAAAGGAACAAGAACAACAAGCACACAUACAAGAGCAGCAAACGUUGAUUUACUGCAAUCAGCUGCGAAAACAGAUUCUUUUAAAGCAAACACUUCAAAAACAUAAACAAACGCAACAGAAACAGAACCAGAACCAGAAACAGGAACAGAAACAGGAACAACAAGAACAACAACAGUGCCAUGAACUUUUGCAUGAAAAACAAAAACAACCAGCUGAACAACAAUUCAAAGAGUGGCAAAAUAAACUUCAAUAUGUAAAUUAUUUCUUUACUGAGAAACAACAACAAAACAAUUACAUGGAGUUGAAUAUCAAAGCACAGCAGCAGCAGCAGCUGCAGCUGCAGCAGCGCCAGCAGCAGCUAAAACAACAACAGGCGUACAAAAAUAAGAAACCUAAAAAAUAUUUUCAUUUUAACAUAAGCACAGCAUUCAUAAGCUUGGGACCCAUUUUUACAUUGAUGAUCAGCAUUCUCAGUUAUCAAGGACUUGAAACUUCCGCUGCAAUUGUACCACCGCAAACAGACCAAAACUUAGAAAUACCACAGCAGCAACAGCAGCAACAACAGCAGCAACAACAAACUGAAGCUCAACCUCUUUUGUUAUUUAUUAAUAAAUUCAAGAACAGCAGCAACAAUAACAACAAUUACAGCAACAGAAAUAAUAAUCAACAGCACUUCACAACACUUGUAGCACCACUUGAAGCUGCAAAUCACACCUUCAAGAGCCUGUCAAUCAUCGAUGAGUCAAGAAUUGAAAUGGAAACGGAACCGAAUCCGCAAUACACACAACAGCAACAGCCACCGGAUCCACAAUUCGACUACGGCUUGUUACGGAACAUCACAGUACGCACUGGUCAGGCCGAGGCCGUAAUUUUGUGUCGGGUUGAUAUGCUCUAUGAUAAAUCGGUAUCCUGGAUACGUAAACGUGAUCUGCAUAUUCUGACAGUAGGCUCUGCUACUUACACAACGGAUCAGCGCUUCAAGGUAACAAUAUCAAAGGACCAACGUGAAUGGAUGCUGCAUAUUAAAUCACCACAGCAACGGGACUCCGGCAUCUAUGAAUGUCAACUAAAUACCGAGCCAAAAAAGUCGAUAGCUUAUCAUCUCAAUGUAAUACAUAUUUCGCCAAAUGUUAGAGCCGUCAUCAAAGGACCGGCUGAUCUACAUUUCAAAGUUGGCAGCACUAUUAUACUUAAUUGCAUUGUGAAUCAGCCCUCCGUUAGGGAUGUGAGUCGAUUUUAUUGGUUUCGUGGUUAUAAGUUGAUAACACCGAUUGAGACAAUCGAUGACGAUGGCAACAUCCAGCAUAGCUAUGAUGGCUACAAUGGUUACGACCAACAAAACAACAAUAUUCAAAAAGAUUUCGAUGGUUACAGACAUGCCAUCGGUGCUCAGCAUAAUGCAAAUGCAAAUGCUGAUGAUAUCGAUGAAAAAGCACACGAAUUAACCAAUGAAAUUACUUUGGAUUUUGCACAGCGCAUCGCCAUAGAAUCGCAUAUGGGCGAUACACUUAAAUCAAGACUACGCAUAUCUAAUGCACAGACAAAGGAUACAGGGAAUUACAGUUGUGUACCGUCAACGGCGUGCGGCGCCAGCGUCAUGAUUCACGUGAUUAAUGAUGAAAAUCCUGCCGCAAUGCAAAAAGGUGCUGCGGUUGGCUUGUAUGGUUUUUCUGCACAACAGGCAACUUUGAUGCUUGCCAUUGUUUAUUAUUGCCGCACUUUAGCCAACAAUUUUAUUGUUGGUGUUGAUGUUGCCGUGGCUUCUGCUGCCGCUGCUACAAUUGCUAAUUUGGCCGUUAACGUUCCAAGCGGCAAAACUAUGGCACUUCUCACUGUUCCUGCUACUGGAGGAUAUGACAUAUUUACGCGCAUUGUCGAGCUCGUAAGUAGCUGGUAUUGCGAUUGCGAUGGCGAUGUUGUCGUCGUCCUUGCACUCCCACACAUUUUAAUCCUAAUCAUCAUAUUCCUGGUAAAGGCGAAGGCAUUUUCUAUUGCGUCGGAGUUUUUGCAUUCUGUGGAUGCUGGCGUAAUACCAAGAUAAAAAGCAAGAAAAUAAAAAUGAAAGUGAAAUGAUUUCUACUUUCCUUAUUUAUUUCCUUUUUAUAUGUACGCUAUCAUUUUUCGUUAUUAUUUCCUUUUAUUUGUAUAUCUUUCGUUAUUCUCUGUUCUUAGAGAAAUAUUUACAUCUCUUAUU
Molecule: messenger RNA, 2550 nt
Organism: Teleopsis dalmanni
Lineage: Eukaryota; Metazoa; Arthropoda; Insecta; Diptera; Diopsidae
Exons: 7
Coding region: 235-2397 (720 amino acids)
Biological process (GO): synapse organization
Cellular component (GO): neuron projection membrane
Source: RefSeq, a predicted model, not a curated record